CUUCCCAACACUUUCCUUUACUGUCGUUUAGCUCUCCACUUUUUCCACCUUUCUUCCUCAUCACCCACUUUCCUCUUCCAAUUUGCACCUUCACUCAAAUUUCAUCCCAAAAAUCCUCAGCUUCUCGUCAUCUCUGGCUUGACUUACAGCGAUCAUGUCUUCCCACGUCAAAGAAACUGCUGAUGGGGAAAUAGAGAAAGUGUUGGUCAGCCCCAAGAAGAGCCACAAUCCGUUGGCGGACAUAUCACCCGCGCCAUCACCAUCUUCAUCUACUGCCCCGGCUCUAGUUCUAUCGAAUUCAGGGAAGCGGAUCGACCAAGCUGGGAGGAAGAAGUACGUGAAACAGGUGACUGGGCGCCACAAUGAUACGGAGCUGCAUUUGGCGGCUCAGAGGGGUGAUCUCGCAGCUGUGAGGCAGAUACUCGAAGAUAUUAAUUCUCAAAUGGUGGGGACUUUGAGUGGUGCGGAAUUUGACCAGGAGGUUGCGGAGAUCAGGGCGUCACUCGUGAGCGAGGGUAAUGAGUUGGGAGAGACGGCGUUGUUUACUGCAGCGGAUAAAGGGCAUCUUGAUGUGGUUAAGGAGCUGAUCAAAUAUGCUAACAAGGAAACACUCGGGAAGAAGAAUAGGUCUUUGUUUGAUCCUCUGCAUAUAGCUGCGAGUCAAGGGCAUCAUGCGAUUGUGCAAGUGCUGUUGGAUCAUGACCCGAGUUUGAGUAAAACUAUUGGCCCGUCAAAUGCAACUCCUCUUAUAACUGCCGCUACUAGAGGUCAUAGUGCAGUAGUAGAUGAGCUCCUGUCGAAGGACUGCAGCUUGCUGGAAAUUGCUAGAUCAAAUGGGAAGAACGCGUUGCACUUGGCUGCUAGACAAGGGCAUGCGGACAUUGUCAAGGCGUUGCUUGACAAAGAUCCACAGUUAGCUAGGAGGACGGACAAGAAGGGGCAGACAGCACUGCAUAUGGCCGUUAAAGGGGUUAACUCGGAAGUUGUUAAACAUCUCUUAGAUGCUGAUGCAGCUAUAGUAAUGCUCCCAGACAAGUUUGGUAACACUGCUUUGCACAUAGCUACGAGGAAAAAGCGAGCACAGAUUGUUAGUCUGUUACUACGCCUGCCCGACACCAAUGUGAAUGCACUGAACCGAGACGGCAAGACAUCUCUUGACAUUGCGGAAGACCUUCCGCUAUCUGAAGAGUCAUCUGAGAUUAAGGAGUGCCUUUGUCGUUAUGGUGCUGUUAGAGCUAAUGAGUUGAAUCAGCCUCGAGACGAGCUGCGGAAAACCGUGACUCAAAUCAAGAAUGACGUCCACAUCCAGCUCGAGCAAACAAAGAGGACGAACAAGAAUGUCCACGGCAUCGCCAAAGAGCUGAGGAAGCUCCACCGAGAAGGCAUCAACAACGCCACCAACUCGGUGACCGUCGUUGCCGUCCUCUUCGCAACCGUCGCCUUCGCGGCCAUCUUCACCGUGCCCGGUGGAGACAACGAUCAUGGAAUGGCCGUGGUAGUCGGAAGCAUCUCCUUCAAAAUAUUCUUCAUCUUCAACGCAAUUGCCCUCUUCACAUCCCUAGCUGUCGUCGUGGUUCAGAUCACGUUGGUUAGAGGCGAGACGAAGGCUGAGCGACGCGUGGUAGAGGUCAUCAACAAACUGAUGUGGCUGGCCUCCGUCUGCACUUCCGUGGCAUUCAUAGCAUCCUCUUACAUUGUGGUCGGGCGCAAGCAUCAGUGGGCUGCAAUACUGGUCACAGUUGUCGGAGGAGUCAUAAUGGCCGGGGUUCUCGGGACCAUGACCUACUAUGUGGUGAGGUCGAAAAGGAUAAGGUCCAGUCAAUAA
This is a messenger RNA of Salvia hispanica, 1825 nucleotides long. Its product is annotated as ankyrin repeat-containing protein ITN1. Gene Ontology annotation, cellular component: plasma membrane. Gene Ontology annotation, molecular function: protein binding. Lineage: Eukaryota; Viridiplantae; Streptophyta; Magnoliopsida; Lamiales; Lamiaceae. The record is from RefSeq and is a predicted model, not a curated record.